AUGCUUGUCGACGGCAACAUGAUUAAGUCGGCCAUGAGCUCUGUAGCUCCAAUUCCAACCGUCGUCCCUGGACCAUCAGAGCACUAUGUCACAGCUACAGCUAUUGGUACUCGAACCCUCUGGGUUGUCUGUGUGCUCAUGGGUCUCUCCUCGUUGGCUUUCUACGGCAUGGCCUACAGAGUUCCGGCUUCGAAGCGACUCUUCCACAUUCUGACUGCUUUCAUCACCACCUUUGCCUUCCUCUCCUACUUCGCAAUGGCUAGUGGCGAUGGAAUCAACCUCAGAAGCUCUACAGAGACCAUCAGUCACAAGCACGGUCUGCCAGACACAACAGAGAUCACUCACCGAGAGAUCUACUAUGCGCGAUACAUUGACUGGAGUUUGACCACUCCUCUUCUGCUACUCGAUCUCGCACUCUUGGCUGGCCUCAACGGUGCUAACAUCCUUGUUGCCAUCGUCGCCGAUAUCAUCAUGAUCAUGACUGGUCUCUUCGCUUCGUACGGAAAGAAUGAUGGUCAGAAGUGGGGCUGGUACACAUGGGCUUGCAUUGCUUACCUUGUCAUUAUCUACCAAAUCGUCUUCAAUGGCCGAAAUGCCGCUCUCAACAAGGAUAGCAAGACCAAGGCCUUCUUCGCUGCCCUUGCUGCUUUCACCUUCGUUCUCUGGACCGUCUACCCAAUUAUCUGGGGUCUUGCUGAAGGUGCUGAGCUCGUCAGUGUCGACGCUGAGAUUAUUGGUUACGCCAUUCUUGACAUCCUCGCCAAGCCUGUCUUCGGUUUCUGGCUCCUCUUCACCCACGAUAGCAUGUCCAGCACUUCUCCAUCCCUGGACGGCUUCUGGUCUGAGGGUUGGGGUGCUGGUCAGCUCCGUGUUGGAGACGAUGACGAAGCUUAA
This is a messenger RNA of Lithohypha guttulata, 894 nucleotides long. RefSeq lists its product as uncharacterized. Gene Ontology annotation, molecular function: monoatomic ion channel activity. The record is from RefSeq and is a predicted model, not a curated record. Gene Ontology annotation, cellular component: endoplasmic reticulum; plasma membrane. Lineage: Eukaryota; Fungi; Ascomycota; Eurotiomycetes; Chaetothyriales; Trichomeriaceae. Gene Ontology annotation, biological process: monoatomic ion transport. The transcript is spliced from 4 exons. Bases 1 to 894 code for a protein of 297 amino acids.